CUCUCUCUCUCUCGCUGCACAGAACACUAGCGAUGUACCACACCAUUUUCUCUCCUAAAAAUCUCAACUUAGCCAAAAAUACACUGAAAAAACUCCCAAACCCAAAAUUCCAAUUUUACCCCUCUCACCAUCAAACCCUCCACAAUAUCAAACCCUCUUCUCUUUCUCAUUCAAUCUCCCAACAAACCCAUUUCUUCAAAUCCCCAUUUUCCUCCCUUUUCCCAAUUUAUAUAAAAAGCCCAUCUUUUUUCAGACACUUCGCGUCUCUUCAGCCCCCCUCGGACGGUUCUCCCGAAUGGACCGGUGACAUCACCUAUUUGGAUGAAUCCGGCGAUGUGAUCUUCUCUGGGAAAGGUAUCCGCUCCGUCGAUCCCGGCCUUGAUGACCAUGUUAUGGUUGGCGGGCUCAAGAAGCCGUUCUCAAGUGCGUCUGCCAUCGCGAAGAUCGUCGAGGUCGUUGGGAGGUGGAAGUGGGGCCCGGAGAUGGAGAACCAAUUGGACAGGCUCCAUUUUGUCCCGAACAUGUCCCACAUAAACCGAGCAUUGCAAGAAAUCAGAGAGGUUGAAGCAUUGAUGGGGUUGUUCGGGUGGGCCAAGAGGCAAUCUUGGUAUGACCCAGUUGACCAAAUCUAUGUUCUACUUUUCGACCGUUUGAAUCAGAAUGGAGAUUUCGAUCGAAUUCAGACUCUAUUCGAUGAUAUGAUCAGAGAUUAUGGUAGUCGGAAUCUAUCUGGACCAUUCGUGGCAUACAACCGUGUCAUUCAGCAUUUGGCCAGAGCUGGGAAAUUGGAGGUCUCGUUUUGUUGUUUCAAGAAAAUCAAAGAUUCGGGCUGUAAAAUUGACACGCAGACUUAUAAUUCGCUUAUAACAUUGUUCUUGAAUAAGGGUCUUCCUUAUAAGGCAUUUGAGAUAUAUGAGGCCAUGGAAGAAUCUGCGUGUAGAUUGGAUGAUUCGACCUAUGAGUUGAUGAUACCAAGCCUUGCAAAAUCUGGACGCCUUGAUGCCGCUUUCAAGCUCUUCGGGGAGAUGAAGGACACAGGCCUUCGCCCGAGCUUCGCCAUCUUUGCCUCCCUGGUUGAUUCGAUGGGGAAAGCUGGGAGGUUAGAUACGUCAAUGAAGGUGUACAUGGAAAUGCAGGCAUCUGGGCUCAGGCCAUCGGCAACCAUGUACGUCUCUUUGGUAGAGUCGUUUGUUAGGGCGGGGAAGCUUGAUACUGCGGUGAGGCUUUGGGACGAGAUGAAGAAGUCUGGCUUUAGGCCUAACUUUGGGUUGUAUACGAUGAUUGUUGAAUCUCAUGCAAAGUCGGGGAAGCUUGAAGUUGCGAUGUCGGUUUUCUCCGAUAUGGAGAAGGCGGGAUUUUUGCCAACCCCUUCCACAUAUUCCUGUCUCCUUGAGAUGCAUGCUGCAUCCGGUCAAGUUGAUUCUGCCAUGAAGCUUUACAAUUCAAUGACUAAUGCAGGUUUGAGGCCUGGUUUGAGCACGUACACAUCGCUGUUGACAGUUCUUGCAAAUAAGAAGCUUGUGGAUGUUGCAGCCAAGAUUUUGCUUGAGAUGAAGGCUGUGGGAUUUCCUGUCGAUGUGAAUGCUAGUGAUGUUCUGAUGAUUUAUAUCAAGGAUGGGUCUGUUGAUCUUGCUUUGAGGUGGCUACGUUUCAUGGGUGCAUCAGGGAUUAGGACAAACAACUUCAUCAUCAGGCAGCUGUUUGAGUCAUGCAUGAAAAAUGGGCUGUAUGAGUCUGCUAAGCCCCUUCUUGAGAUUUAUGUGGGGUCUGCAGCCAAGGUCGAUCUUAUACUCUACACAUCGAUCCUGGCCCAUCUUGUGAGAUGCCAGGAGGAGCAGAACGAGAGGCAUAUAAUGUCAAUUUUGAAUGUGACGAAGCAUAAGGCUCACUCGUUCAUGUGUGGGCUUUUUACUGGUCCAGAACAACGGAAGAAGCCAGUUCUAUCUUUCGUAAGGGAAUUCUUUCAGGGCAUUGAUUACGAGAUGGAGGAAGGUGCUACCAGAUACUUUGUUAAUGUGCUACUUAACUACCUUGUCCUCAUGGGGCAGAUAAACCGGGCCCGUUGUGUGUGGAAAGUUGCAUAUGAGAAUAAGCUUUUCCCCAAGGCCAUAGUCUUUGAUCAGCAUAUCGCAUGGUCCCUGGAUGUCCGAAGCUUAUCUGUUGGGGCUGCACUUAUUGCUGUUAUACACACCCUCCAUAGGUUUCGGAAGAGGAUGUUGUAUUAUGGUGUUGUCCCUAGACGGAUAAAACUAGUUACGGGGCCAACUUUGAAGAUCGUCGUUGCGCAGAUUCUAAGUUCAGUAGAGUCUCCAUUUGAGGUUAGUAAGGUCGUUUUGAGGAGCCCGGGAGAUUCUGUUUUGGAGUGGUUUAAGAAACCGAUUGUUCAGCAAUUCCUUCUAAAUGAGAUUCCAUCACGGGCUGACAUCCUCAUGCACAAGCUUAAUACUCUUUUUCCUAGUUCUGCCCCUGAAAUUAGGUCCCUUUCUCCUCCUAAACCACUGGUUUUGUCAAAGGUAACUUGAUGAUAUGAAAAUAGAAGAAGAUUAUAUAUAUGCUUUGUAUGGUAAAAAUAGAAAUGAAAAAUUCUUCAUGAUUUUAAUCUCAUUUAAAUUUUCUGUCC
This is a messenger RNA of Magnolia sinica, 2620 nucleotides long. RefSeq names its product pentatricopeptide repeat-containing protein At1g79490, mitochondrial. The record is from RefSeq and is a predicted model, not a curated record. The coding region runs from base 33 to 2522 and encodes 829 amino acids. Gene Ontology annotation, molecular function: protein binding. NCBI's taxonomy places the organism in Eukaryota, Viridiplantae, Streptophyta, Magnoliopsida, Magnoliales, Magnoliaceae. The transcript has a single exon.